AUGUGCGGUUACUCAGAUACACAGCUCAAGCAGGGUUGGGGAAUUAUAAGUGGCAUUCUACCAUUCACAGCAUAUUUUCCGCGCACUGACAUACAUGAACUGCUCGCUCCUGACAUUCUUCACCAAAUAAUUAAAGGAACAUUCAAAGAUCAUAUUGUGGCUUGGGUGGGUGAGUACUUCCUUAUCACCUACGGAGAAAAAAAGGCAGAACAAAUAUGGGCAGAUAUUGAUCGCCACAUAGCUGUAGUGCCUUCAUUUCCAGGCCUGCGACAUUUUCCUCAGGGACAAAGAUUCAAACAAUGGACAGGUGAUGACUCGAAGGCUUUAAUGAAGGUCUUUUUACCAGCCAUUGCGGGACAUGUUCCUGAGAAGAUGCUUCGAGCGAUCCGCUACUUCCUUGACUUCUGCUAUGUAGUCCGUCGCUCAAGUCUCGAUGAAGCCGAUCUAGAUUCUUUGCAAACAGCUCUCGAGGGCUUUCACGACAAACGUACUGUCUUCAUGGAUGUCAGUGUCCGUCCCAAUGGAAUAUCUCUACCCCAACAACAUUCUUUAUGCCAUUACGGUUAUCUAACGCAGCAGUUUGGCACUCCUAAUGGAUUAUGCUCUUCUCUCACAGAGUCAAAGCACCAUAAGGCAGUAAAGGAACCUUGGCGACACUCGAGUGGCUGGCUACCUCUCGAUCAAAUGUUGGUAACAAACCAUCAGCUUGAUAAGCUUGCUUCAUUCCAAGCAGGGAAGUUUGCCAUAGGUCUGCUUGAUCACCCUUUACUCCCACCUGGUGUUGAGCCAAUUGAUCCGGAUGCAAAUCAUUCUGACAUGGAAGAUGCUGUUGCGGAUGAGGGUGAUGACAAGGCUGAGGUGAUCGUACAGCUAGCGAAGAGACAAGUGUCCAGUUACCCCCGAUGUGCCCGGGCGAUUGGUGAAAUGAUUGGCACACCUUCCUUUCCAUCGUUUUAUGCUGCUAGUGACAUCUGUGAGGUCAACGGCAUGAUCUGUUACACUAUCCGUGUUGCACAUAGUUGGCGUGGUGGCCCAGCUCGCCAUGAUUGUGUUUUCAUUGAACAUGAUCCGACUCUACCAGGAUUCCGAGGGUUAUAUGUUGCACAGGUUAUCCUGUUAUUCUCCUUCACUUUUCGAAGUGUGGAAUAUCCUUGUGCACUCGUUCGCUGGUUUUCGACCAUUGGCGAUCAACCAUGCCCUAACACAGAACUUGACGAUCGUAGAGAACACCUUCUUUCUGUUGUUCAUUUAGAUACCAUUUUGCGACCAUUUCUUGAUCAUGAUUUGACACAUACAGAUUCUUUGAUUGCAUUUCAAGCUUUCUAUGUUAACAGAUUUUCGGAUUAUCACACUUUUGAGAUCUCAUUCUAA
This is a messenger RNA of Suillus discolor, 1371 nucleotides long. RefSeq lists its product as uncharacterized. Bases 1 to 1371 code for a protein of 456 amino acids. NCBI's taxonomy places the organism in Eukaryota, Fungi, Basidiomycota, Agaricomycetes, Boletales, Suillaceae. The transcript is spliced from 9 exons. The record is from RefSeq and is a predicted model, not a curated record.